UAUAUAUAUCUGUCAGAUUUCCGUCUAAAGAUAGUCCAGCUCGAAAUGUUGUCUAAAUUGGGUUGUCUGUUGUUUGUUCUCUCGUUUGGGAACAGCUUUUGUUCAAGCCAGGAUGAUCUGCCAGAGAUAGACACGCCUUUGGGCAGAGUUCGGGGAUAUUGGAAGACAUUAGAUGGCAUAACUUAUGCUGCUUUUGAGGGAAUCCCGUACGCAAAACCACCAGUGGGCGAUCUGAGGUUCGAGGAACCUGAACCCAUAGAGGCUUGGUCAGAAACCUUGGAAGCAAACACUUCUCGCACGUGCAUUCAAGUCAAUACGCUAGAUUCUAGCGUAAUAUUUGGAGACGAAGAUUGCCUCUACAUGAACGUGUACAUCCCUGAAGAUACAGUGAAGAACCCAAAAGUACUCGAUGUGAUAGUUUCAAUCCAUGGUGGUGGUUUUAUGGCGGGUAGUGGGCUUAUCACUUUUAAUACGUUACUAGAGAAAGACGCCGUCCUCGUAUCUUUCAAUUACCGUCUUGGUAUUCUAGGAUUCCUCAGCAUGGAAGACGGCGUCAUACCCGGCAACUACGGAAUGAAAGACCAAGUCUUGGCACUCAAGUGGGUCAGGGACAAUAUCGCUUCGUUCGGGGGAAACCCCGACACCGUCACCAUAGUCGGUAUAUCAGCGGGCGCAAUCAGCGUCCACCUCCACUAUUUCUCUCCACUCUCUAAAGGUUUAUUCGUCAAGGGGAUUUCGAAUAGUGGUUCGGUUCUAACACCGUUUGUGAUCAGGGCGCCUCAGCACGCCAUGAAACGUGCCAAGAAGCUAGGCGCUUUACUGGGCUGUCCUGACACUUCCUCGGAAGAACUGAAGAGCUGUCUUAAAGAGAUACCAGCGCGAACGGUGACAGAUCAAAUGCAACAUUUCUUUAAUUUCGGCAACGUGGCGCCACCAACACCUUUUACUCCAAUUGUAGAAAAGGGAUCAGCAAACGCUUUCUUAGACGCAGAACCUUACCAGCUCUUGAAGGAAGGUAAAGUUCUCGAUGUGCCUUGGAUUACUUCCGUUGUUACUGCUGAGGGAGUGUUUCUUACGGGAUUUUUACAGCCAUUGUUGGAAGAGGUAAACGAGAGGUGGGCAGAAAUAUUUCCCGACGUGCUGGAUUUGAGUGAUAGUCUAGAUGCAUCACAAAUAGAGACAGUGCCGAAGGAACUUUUGGACUACUAUUUGGGAGCAGGAGAAGAUAUCAACAGGAAGAAUUUCAAAAAAUUUACGCAGAUUGUCUCGGACAGGUAUUUUGCAACCGGUGCGGAACUGUCGGCUAAAAUGCAAGCCAGUGUAAACAAAUCUCCUGUAUAUGUUUACUUAUUUAACUACACUGAGGGUCAAAAUAAAAUGGAUGUCAUAUAUCCCGAACCUAUAGAAGAAGGCACAGGUGUGGCGCAUGGUAACGACGGAAUCUACUUCUAUGGGAUGUUGCGUACAUAUCCCUUCACAGAAAAGGAUAAACGCUUGAUUACUGCUUGUCAUAACGCGUUGUACUCGUACGCCACCAGCGGCAUUCCUUCUUUCGAUGGGUCAGACACCUGGCAACCAACGGGAUCUGAAGAGUUGACUUAUUUACUUGUAAAUGGACCAGAAGACAUGAAGCUGCAAAAGAGUGAAAGUUUGACUCCUGUUGACUUUUGGAGCAAGCUCGGACUCUUGGAAUAUGAAAAGGAAGUUAGAAAAGACGACUUAUGUAUUUCAUUUCUAAAUGUCAAUCAUUCAAUCAGCGUUAACAUUCCAGGAAUCUUUAACGUGGAAGACGACGUCAUACCCGGCAACAGUAGCAUGAUAGAUCACGUCUUAACACUCGAGUAUGCCAAGAACAGCCUAUCAGCAGAUUUGUAUCUAAGGAUAGUCCAUCUCGAAAUGUUGUCUAAAUUGGAAUGUCUGUUGUUUGUUCUUUCGUUUGGGAACAGCUUUUGUUCAAGCCAGGAUGAUCUGCCAGAGAUAGAGACGCCUUUGGGCAGAGUUCGGGGAUAUUGGAAGAUUUCAGAUGGCAGGAAAUAUGCUGCUUUUGAAGGAAUCCCGUACGCAAAACCACCAGUGGACGAUCUGAGAUUCGAGGAACCUGAACCCAUACACGCUUGGUCAGAAACCUGGGAAGCAAACACUCUUCACACGUGCAUUCAAGCUGAGUAUACCGAUCCUGAUGAUAUAUUUGGAGACGAAGAUUGCCUUUACUUAAACGUGUACAUCCCUGAAGAUUCCGUGAAGAACCCGAAAGCGCUCGAUGUGAUAGUUUCAAUCCAUGGUGGUGGUUUUUUGAUGGGUAGUGGUCACACCGGUUUUAAUGCGUCUCUAGAGGAGGAUGUCGUGAUUGUAUCUUUCAAUUACCGUCUUGGUAUUCUAGGAUUCCUCAGCACGGAAGACGACGUCAUACCCGGCAACAACGGCAUGAAAGACCAAGUCUUGCUACUCAAGUGGGUCAGGGACAAUAUCGCUUCGUUCGGAGGAAACCCCGACUCCGUCACCAUAGUCGGCCUAUCAGGGGGCGCAGUCAGCGUCCACCUCCAUUAUUUCUCCCCCCUCUCAGAAGGAUUGUUCGUCAAAGGGUUUUCGCAGAGCGGUUCGGCUCUAACAACGUUCGCGAACAGGAAGAAGGCAUUGGAACGUGCCAAGAAGCUCGCUGUUUUAGUGGGCUGCCCUGACAGUCCCUCAGAAGAACUGAAGAGUUGUCUUAAACAUAAACCAGCGCGAACAUUGAUAGAACAAAUGGUACAUUUCUCUAGUUAUCAGAACUUGGCGCCACCAACACCCUUUACUCCGGUUGUGGAAAAAGGAUCUGCAAACGCUUUCUUAGACGCAGAACCUUACCAGCUCUUGAAGGAAGGUAAAGUUCUUGAUGUGCCUUGGAUUACUUCCUUUGUUACUGCUGAGGGACUGUUUAUUACUGGAGAGUUGUGGCAAAACUUGGAAGACAUAAACGAGAGGUGGGUAGAACUAUCUCCUGAUCUGUUGGAUUACAGGGACAGUAUAGAUGCAUCACAAACGGAGACAGUACCGAAGGAACUUUUGGACUACUAUUUGGGAGCAGGAGAAGAGAUUAAUAAGAAGAACUUCAAAAAAUUCACCCAGAUUUUCUCCGACAGGUAUUUUGCUGCCGCUGCAGAACUGUCAGCUAAGAUGCAAGCCAAUGUAACCAAAUCUCCUGUAUAUGUUUACAUAUUCAACUACACUCAGGGUGAAAAUAAAAUGACCGACUUUUAUCCCGGGGUAGAAGGUGUGGCCCAUGGUGACGACGGAAUCUACUUCUAUGGGGUGUUGCAUACAAAUCCGUUAUCAGCGCAGGAUAAACGCUUGGUUACUGCUUGUCAUAACAUGUUGUACUCGUAUGCCAACAGCGGUAAUCCUUCUUUCGAUGGGACAGACACUUGGCAACCGACGGGAUCUAAAGAGCUGACUUACUUGGUUGUUAACGGACCAGGAGAUAUAAAGCUGCAAAGGAGUGAAGGAUUGACUUCUGUUGACUUUUGGAGCAAGCUCGGACUAUUGGAAAAUGUUGUUGUAAAAGGCGAACUGUAGUUUCCUUUCAGUAUGUUAUGUAUUUUAUAGACAAAUUUAAAUGAUCCUUAUGAAAUAUUAUAUUUAUAAAGUGUAUGCAAGGAAAAACUAAAAAAAAACAAUUCUCUAAA
Anoplophora glabripennis (Asian longhorned beetle) is the source of this 3662-nucleotide messenger RNA. RefSeq lists its product as uncharacterized. Bases 46 to 3552 code for a protein of 1168 amino acids. The transcript is spliced from 19 exons. Gene Ontology annotation, molecular function: hydrolase activity. NCBI's taxonomy places the organism in Eukaryota, Metazoa, Arthropoda, Insecta, Coleoptera, Cerambycidae. The record is from RefSeq and is a predicted model, not a curated record.